AUGGCAAACAUUGCUGGCCACGCUGCUCAUGUACCUGUACCUUGGCGAGAUCUUCUAUUGGUGCAGCGUAGGUCCUCUGCACAUUGCUCAUGUACCUGUACCACGCUACUCAGGUUGCCUGUUGUUGCUGAAGAAAGUCAUUACCAGGCUCUCUGUUGCGAGCUUGGCAAAAUCUUGGCCGCUCGCGGCCUCGCCGUCACCAUCGUCAUCAUCAAGCCGCCUUACGACACGGGCGCUAUGGGGCCUUUCCUGGCCGGCGUCACCGCGGCCAACCCCUCCAUCUCCUUCCACUGCCUCCCGCCUGCCGAGCACCCGCCCGUCGAGGCCGCCCGCGUCUCCAAUCCGCAGCUCCGGGAAUAUUUUCUAACAGGCGCCUCCCCGGCCAUCCUGGUGGUGGACUUCUUCUGCAGUGUCACCGUGGAUGUCGCCACGGAACUUGGCAUCCCCGCCUACUGCUUCUUCAUAUGCUGCGCCGAGACUCUGGCCAUUUUCUUGUACCUUCCGGUGCUGCACGCUCAGAGCACCGCCAGCUUUCGGGACAUGGGCGCGGAGAUCGUGCGCGUGCCGGGAAUCCCCUCAUUUCCGGCAAUGCACUGCUUCAAGCCGCUCAUGGAUCGUCAUGACGUGGCGUAUAGAGCUUUCCUGAGGGUGUCCCCCUACCUCUGCCGCUCCCAGGGCAUCAUUGUCAACACCUUCCGCUCGCUAGAGCCCCGCCCCGCGGAUGCCAUUAGUGUCGGGCUCUGCACACCUCCCGGCCUCCCGACGCCUCCUGUCUACUGCAUCGGGCCAUUGAUCAAGGCAGAGGAGGUGGGCGUGAAGCGCAGCCGAGAGUGCCUGGCAUGGCUAGACACACACCCCAAGGCCAGCGUGGUGUUCCUGUGCUUCGGCAGCCGCAGCCUAUUCAGCGCAAAUCAGACCAGAGAGCUAGCCAUUGGCCUGGAGGCGAGUGGCAAAAGGUUCUUGUGGGUUGUGCGGAGCCCCCGCAGGGACAUCAACGACCCGGUGAAGAAGCUGGACAAGUUGCCGGAGCCGGACCUCGACGCUCUCCUCCCCGAGGGUUUCCUGGAGCGGACCAAGGGCACGGGUCUCGUCGUCAAGUCGUGGGCACCGCAGCGUGACGUGCUGGCACAGGACGCGGUGGGUGCCUUCGUGACGCACUGCGGGUGGAACUCCGUGCUAGAGACGGUCAUGGCUGGCAUGCCCAUGCUGGCCUGGCCACUCUACGCGGAGCAACGGGUUAACAGAGUGUUCCUGGAGAAAGAGCUGGGUCUGGCCGUGGCGGUGGAAGGGUACGACAAGGAGGUGGUCCAGGCCGACGAAGUGGCGUCCAAGAUGAGGUGGAUGAUGGAGUCUGACGGCGGGAGGGUGCUCCGAGAGCGGACCUUGGCGGCCAUGCGGCUGGGCAAGGAGGCGCUGAUCCCGGGCGGGGAGUCGGUCGUGACCUUGACACAACUGGUGGAGAGCUGGAUGGCUUCACCUUCACAAGGGGGACAAGAUCACGAGGUGGCCUCACUUGAUUGCGCGCCUCUCAUUUCUGUCCAAGAAGAAACGUCAUAG
Aegilops tauschii subsp. strangulata is the source of this 1557-nucleotide messenger RNA. Lineage: Eukaryota; Viridiplantae; Streptophyta; Magnoliopsida; Poales; Poaceae. The record is from RefSeq and is a predicted model, not a curated record.